Molecule: messenger RNA, 700 nt
Organism: Hypomesus transpacificus
Lineage: Eukaryota; Metazoa; Chordata; Actinopteri; Osmeriformes; Osmeridae
Gene: zwi
Product: zwilling
Exons: 1
Coding region: 249-497 (82 amino acids)
Source: RefSeq, a predicted model, not a curated record
CACAGGGACACAUGGGUGGUAUGCGGCCUUCCAGAGCCCACGUCCACAAGCUCAACGAGGGCAUUAUGUGCCACGGGGGUAGCACCAUCCACGCUUAGCAUUCUGCUCUGGUCUGGGCUGCACAUACUGUUACUAUCACACCCAAGGCUUGGCGAGCAGGGUGUGCUGCAUGAGUGUGCGAUGCGUUGUGUCGAGUGAACCCCAAAAUACACCACCUCAUCCGGGUCAGGUAGACAACCUUCUCCCCAAUGGGCAACACCAGCAUCACCGAAGGGAAGACUGCUCUCUCCCUGGGCAACACCAAGAUCAAGAGGGACAAGACCAAGAUUGCCAUGGGCAAUUCCUCCAUCACCAGGGGCAAGAAAACCACCUCUCUAGGCGCCUCCACCAUCACCAGCGGGAAGACCAAGAUUGCCCUGGGCAGUGCCUCCUUCAGCAGGGGCACCACCACCACAUCUUUCCGGAAAGCAUUCUUUCCAAAGCGCAAGACCCUCUAGAUGACACGGGGUCUCAGUACUGGGUGUGGGGGACAGGCAGCAAUAUCACCAACAUCAAAAGACAAAACUCUACUGUCACAGGGGAACUACGGACAUCGUUACAACAUCUGCAAAGGGGUAUCCAAAUUGACUUCUAAAAUAUUGGAUUAUAUAACUUUUGGAGCUUUAAUUUUUUUUAUCCUGCAGGAUUUACCACUGAAACA